AUGGCAUGUGAACAUGGAGUGUGUGAGUGCAGCAUUGCAAACGCUCCAGUUGGACUACCUGGCCCUGUCGGGGAGCGUGGUGAUGCUGGAAUGACUGGAGAGUUUGGUCAGGAGGGUGAUGGUGGAGACCCUGGUCUCCAAGGAGAUGAUGGGUUCCCUGGCUCUCGUGGACUCAUUGGGGAACCAGGCCCAAAAGGCAGAAAAGGGGACACAGCAGUGGCCACACAGAAAGGAUACCAUGGAGAUCGAGGAGAUCCUGGACUAGACGGUGAGCCAGGAACACCAGGUGCUCCAGGCCUGAGCGGUGUGCCUGGUUUCCCUGGGAACCGAGGUUUUUCAGGAGAAGGUCCCAGGGGAGAGCCUGGAGACAAAGGUUUCCCAGGUCUACCCGGUCGACCCGGUGCAGCCGGGCUGAGGGGAGAACCAGGUGCAGUACUUGGGGCUCUAAAAGGCCAACGUGGUUUACCCGGUGAUGACGGUCUUGCAGGCUUUCCAGGAAUUCCAGGAACACCUGGCAGCCCAGGUGACUGUAGACCGACAGGAGAUGGAGGACAGGUGGAUGUAACAGGUUCUUGCGGUGCAAAUCCAGGGCCCCCCGGGCCACCUGGACCUCCAGGACCAGAUGGGUUACCAGGUUUUCCAGGACUCAUAGGUCAAAAGGGACCACCGGGUCUAGAUGGAGCAGAUGGAGAGAAAGGAGAAACAGGAGAUCCAGGCGUAGGUGGCCUUCCUGGGCCUCCAGGUUUUGCUGGUCCUCGGGGAGACCUGGGAGUUCCUGGCAAGAAAGGUUUGAAUGGAAACCCUGGUUUGCCUGGUGUUCCCGGGCGGCAUGGGAACCAAGGUGAGAAGGGUCAGCACGGUGAGAUCUUUGGAGCAUCACCAGGAGCCCCCGGUGACCAAGGGCUGCCUGGGCUUCUGGGAAAUAAAGGUGAAACCGGGGAUGAAGGAGAUCCCGGUUAUCCAGGAAUGGCAGGCAUGCCUGGUAUGAUUGGUCACAAAGGAGAGCAUGGCCCUCAUGGCCUACAGGGAGAGGAAGGAAGGCCUGGGCCAGUUGGCAAGUAUGGCUAUCCUGGUGACCCUGGACAAUCAGGUCCACCUGGGCCUUAUGGUGCUGUUGGACAGCCAGGUUUCACUGGAGAAAGGGGAACCGAGGGGGAACCAGGCCCUCCAGGUCCUUUUGGAUUAAAAGGGACCCCUGGACCAUACGGUAAUGACGGCGUUGCUGGAGAGUAUGGCUCACCAGGUGACCCAGGAUUGCCAGGUAUAGAUGGACAACCAGGAGUGCCGGGAAUGAAAGGCUACAAAGGCUCCCCUGGCAUGUCAGGUUUUGAGGGGAACAGAGGUGUUCAUGGGUUGAAGGGCGUCAGUGGACAAAAGGGAGAACCUGGCGUGCAGGGACAAUUUGGCCCAAAAGGAGUGAUUGGGAAAAAGGGAAAACAAGGUGAGCGUGGUGUGACUGGACGACCUGGUGACAAACCUCAUAUCCCUGCCCAGAUAGUGGUUGAAAUGAAGGGUCUCAAGGGAGAUCGUGGAGACCCAGGAAAGCAUGGUUUCACUGGACCUAGAGGUUUGAAGGGUUUCCCUGGUGUGCCUGGGUGGGAAGGAGGCCAUGGUUUGCCUGGAGAGCCCAGCAAUGACAAAGGACAGCAUGGAGAUCCAGGUGCUCAGGGACUCCCAGGUCUAAAAGGAAUGCCAGGCCCAACAGGGAAUCGAGGAAUAAGCGGUUUUCAAGGAAUGGAUGGCAGCAAGGGAAUUAAAGGAAGCCGUGGGGCCUACGGUGCAUCAGGAGACAAAGGAAAAAAGGGGGUCAAAGGUGAUCAAGGCCCUCGUAUAGACCUUCCAGGAGCUACAGGAUUGAGAGGAGAGGAUGGUUUCCAAGGAGAACCCGGUCAAAGAGGAUUAACAGGAAAUACUGGGGACAGGGGCACAACUGGAUUUGAUGGCAUUGAAGGGAAAAGGGGAGAACCGGGUGAUCCAGGAAUAGCAGGUUUCUCAGGCUCAGAUGGGCAGAGGGGAACUCCUGGGAACCAAGGUCCAAAAGGCUUUCCUGGAGUUCCUGGAAAAGAUGGAAGCCCAGGCUUUCCUGGUUUCCCAGGAAACAAGGGUUUCCCUGGCUUGCAGGGUCUUUAUGGGUUACAUGGAUUGAAAGGACAAAAGGGUAUCCCAGGAAAUCCAGGUCUGGAUAUCAUUGGACCAGCUGGGGAGCCAGGAGCCAAAGGAGAGAGAGGAGAGAGCGGUGACCCCAACAGCCAACCAGGUUUUCCAGGCACAGCGGGUUUGAAAGGCUUCCAAGGACCUCAAGGUGACCACGGUCUUCCUGGACCACCAGGAUUCCGUGGCCCCGUUGGACCAGAUGGGACCGCAGGUAGACCAGGACUUAGAGGUGACCUGGGAUUUCCAGGAGCUAAAGGAUUACAAGGUUUCCCUGGACCCAGAGGACUUCCUGGUGUGGGUGCUCCCCCCGGAGAAAAGGGUGUUGGUGGUUUUAAUGGGUUUCCUGGAAUCCCUGGUAGGAAAGGAUUCAAAGGAGAUCAAGGUUCAUUGGGAUACAAGGGACCCCAUGGUGUCUCUGGGAAAAAAGGGGUGAAAGGAGAGCAAGGACUGAUGGGAGUUCCUGGUAUAAAUGGUGUGAAGGGUGAAAGAGGCCCAGUCGGUACAAAAGGAAACACUGGAGCAACAGGUUUUCGUGGAGUUCCAGGUUCCCAGGGUCCUCCUUCAAUUCCCAUCAGUAUUCCAGGAGAGAGAGGCCCUCCAGGACCACAGGGUAUCCGUGGACCCGGGGGGGUCGGAGGGGAACCAGGGCCGCAUGGUCCUCCUGGUGAUCCAGGUUUCAUAGGACCUUUUGGGCCAAAGGGCAUGCCGGGUAUUGGCGGCACACCGGGAACACCUGGAUUCCGUGGAGACGCUGGACAUAUUGGCCACCCCGGUCUACAGGGCAUGGAAGGUCACCGUGGCAACCCUGGGAUCCCUGGGUUACCUGGUAUGCCUGGCCGCAGUGUCAGUGUUGGGUACCUACUGGUGAAACACAGUCAGUCCGAUCAUAAGCCCAUGUGUCCUGUGGGAAUGUCUAAACUCUGGGACGGCUACAGCUUGCUGUACUUCGAAGGCCAGGAAAAGGCUCACAACCAGGAUCUCGGUUUGGCUGGCUCUUGCCUCCCCAAGUUCAGCACCAUGCCCUUCCUGUACUGCAACCCUGGAGACCUGUGUUACUACGCCAGCAGAAAUGAUAAGUCCUACUGGUUGUCAACAACUGCGCCUCUUCCUAUGAUGCCCGUGGAGGAGGGAGAGAUUAAACCAUACAUCAGCCGCUGCUCAGUGUGCGAGGCUCCAUCAGUUGCCAUUGCUGUCCACAGCCAGGACAUCACGAUCCCACAGUGUCCUGUGGGCUGGCGCAGCCUGUGGAUUGGCUACUCCUUCAUCAUGCAUACAUCAGCAGGAAGCGAAGGUGGAGGGCAGUCCCUGUCGUCGCCUGGCUCCUGCCUGGAGGACUUCCGCACAGCGCCGUUCAUUGAGUGCAACGGAGCCAAGGGGACAUGCCACUACUUCGCUAACAAGAACAGCUUCUGGCUAACCUCCAUCGAUCAGUCAUUCCAUGCUAAACCAGCAGCAGAGACACUCAAAGGGGGCCAGCUCCUGUCACGUAUCAGCCGCUGCCAGGUCUGCAUGAAGAAUUUAUGAAAGACUCUACUGACAGAAAGACAGCUUGACAGUGGUUGAGUGGUCGAGUGUUUUCUCUCUCUAAGGCGAUCUGAAAUACUGACUUAGGUCACUGUAAAUUGAGAUUAAACCCCAAGCCAUGGAGCCCUGAUAUGCAAUAACCAUGUGAAUCCUUGAGCUUUGAAUAAAAUGUCCCGCUGUAGAUAGAUCAAGAGAGGCCCCAUAAUGAAGCUAACAGCAUUAUGGGAAAGGUAUGUGUAUGUUAAAUGUGGAUUGGUGCUUAUUGUUUUAACUUAUUACCUCAGCUACUUUGACACAGAUCGGUGACCGUCUACUACAGCUGAACCAAAGAUGCUUGUGUUUAUGCACUGCUUCAGUUUAUUUACGUGUUUUUAAUGUUUAGGUUAUACAGCACACCAUAAAGCCACUAACCCUGCCUCUCAUCCACUUGAAGAGUGUGUCAUUAGAGGUCUUGAACAAUAGUUUGUUGAUAGUAUUGACAGAAUUAUCCUGCUUUUAUCCCAUGGCUCUUGCAAAACGUAUCCAGUCCUUUAACUUGUUUUUAAGCAUUUAUCCACUACUGCAAAAUAGUAUGCAGCUCUUCAAUUUUCCUAUAGCACAUUCAUACAAUGCACUGAUUUUCUUUGUAUUUAUACCAGCUGAAGGAACUUGACCCCCUAUAUGUAACAUGUCUUAACAUGUAUAUCUUAUCUAACAUUACUCAUGCCACCGUCAUCUUGCUUUACAAAUCCACUUACUAUGGCACUGCCCUAGGAGCUGCCAGCAGGACAGAAUGUAAAACAGCCUGGAUCAAAGGUCAGAAAAUCCAAAAUCCUUGCUCUGGUCACACAGCAUUUUAACCAAUUUUAAAAAGUAGGUCAAACUUUUUAAUUCAUCUACAUUCAACUGUCUGGAAAUUAACACUUUGACUAGAACUGAGAAAUAAUGACAUCUGUUUUAAAUGCAAUGUAAUUAUGUUUCAUAACAUGAUCAGUUGAUUGGCCUGUAAAGAUUAAAUGUCAUAUGUUGUA
Solea senegalensis (Senegalese sole) is the source of this 4688-nucleotide messenger RNA. RefSeq names its product collagen alpha-2(IV) chain-like. Gene Ontology annotation, molecular function: extracellular matrix structural constituent. Gene Ontology annotation, cellular component: collagen trimer; basement membrane. The record is from RefSeq and is a predicted model, not a curated record. The transcript is spliced from 28 exons. Lineage: Eukaryota; Metazoa; Chordata; Actinopteri; Pleuronectiformes; Soleidae. The coding region runs from base 1 to 3678 and encodes 1225 amino acids.